UUUUCGACGCCACUGCUUCCGGAUGAUGAUAAUUCCUUGUACUCUACUCUUACAUGUUAAUCGAUUUAUAAAAUUCUUCACAACUUAUAUCAGUAUGUGAUAAUCGCAGUGUGAGGAAUGGUUGCUUGAAAAAUUAACAGAUCCUCAUUUCUAAAGGUCUCCAACCUGUAAAAUAUGAUGAGCAAAGUGAUGCGACCGAAGGUGAUAUUUGUGCUAGGUGCACCUGGUGCCGGCAAAGGCACCCAAUGCAGCAAAAUAGUGUCAGACUUCAACUACGUCCACCUCUCAGCGGGAGACCUGCUGAGGGAAGAGAGGACCAAACCAAACUCCCAGUACGGAAAACUGAUAGACACCUACUUAAAAGAGGGAAAAAUAGUACCAGUUGCCAUAAGCUGCGGCCUCUUAAAAAACGCCAUGUUCGAAUCUCACAAAGAAAGGUUUUUGAUCGACGGCUUCCCAAGGAACCAGGACAACGUGGAUGGAUGGACCAAAGACGUGGCAGAUCAUGUCGACCUCCAGUGCGUCUUGUUUUUCGAUUGUCCUCUGGAGGAAUGCGUGAAUAGGUGCCUCAAGAGGGGCGCGGAGGGUAGCGGAAGGAGCGACGAUAACGAAGAGAGUCUAAGGAAGAGGAUAGAAACUUACCUUUCCCAAACUAGUCCGAUAAUUCAGCAUUAUAACAUGCUGAAACUCGUUCAUACCAUUGACGCUUCCAAAGAUCCCGAUAAGGUUUAUGAAGAUGUUAAGAAGGUUAUGUCGAAAUAUAUAUGAUAUUAAAUGA
Molecule: messenger RNA, 778 nt
Organism: Coccinella septempunctata (seven-spotted ladybird)
Lineage: Eukaryota; Metazoa; Arthropoda; Insecta; Coleoptera; Coccinellidae
Product: UMP-CMP kinase-like
Exons: 2
Coding region: 175-768 (197 amino acids)
Biological process (GO): CDP biosynthetic process; UDP biosynthetic process; 'de novo' pyrimidine nucleobase biosynthetic process
Cellular component (GO): cytoplasm; nucleus
Molecular function (GO): UMP kinase activity; ATP binding
Source: RefSeq, a predicted model, not a curated record